GGAAGUGUAUCGCCCUUCGGUCUUCCGGGUUGUUGGAGUCCCUGCAGCGGCAGAAGUUGUUGUUGUGGUGGUGCGAUGGCAGAUGAUCCUGCGCCGACCCUCCGGGUCUCGGAGAUUAGAGACCCGGCUGGUCUCUUCGAGCGCUACAACACCGAAGAGAUCCGCCGGAUCGAGCGCAAAGUCCGCGGGGAAAUCGAGCAGAAGAAGGAGGAGCUGAGGCAGAUGGUUGGCGAGCGCUACCGGGACCUGAUCGACGCCGCCGACACCAUCGGAGAGAUGAGGCAGUGUUCUGAGAGCGUGGUCCAGUCCAUCCAGGACAUGCACCAGUACUGCCACAGGCUCAAACAAGUCAAACCCGGUGCGAACAGCUGCAGACUGGAGAGCCAGAGGCAGUGUCAGGAGAAGUUCUACACCAUGGCCUCCCAGAUCAAGCUCCUCUUGGAGAUCCCAGAGCGCAUCUGGAGUGCCAUGGAGGCGUCCCAGUACCUCCAGGCCACUCAGCUGUAUCUGCUGUGCUGCCACCUGCACUGUCUGCUUCAGCUGGAAACUGCUACAGUGGGCCACUACAGCCCCAUCCUGACUCGCUUCCCUAUUCUGGUCCGGCAGGUUGCCACCACCGGACACUUCAGGUCCACCAUUCUGCUGGACAGCAGGUCUUUGCUGCGGGGCCGGGCAGUGUUGGACCAGGCUAUCGCUGAGGCCCUGGUGUCCACCAUGCUGCUGGAGGACAGCUCGCCACGCCAAGCCCUGGCUGACUUCUUGCUGGCCCGGAAAUCCUCUAUCCAUCAACUACUCAACCAACCACAGCAUGGUGCAGGGAUCAAGGCUCAGGUGUGCAGCCUGGUGGAGUUGCUGGUCACCACUUUGUUCCAGGCCUACGCCGUCUUCUACCUGCCCCCAGAGGGAGGCCCCAGGCCAGGGGAGGGAGCCCUGAGCUGUGGCAUGCUGUUCUCUAUCCUAGAAAAUGUAACCACAACCAGUCCUGCAGCUAAAGUCCGGAAGGUGUUGCAGGAAGAGACAAGUACAGGUAGUUGGUUCAAGUAUCUGCCUCCCUCCAUCACUGAGUUCCAGCCAGCCCUCCGCACCCUGGCUCAGCCAAUCCAGAGAGAACAGCUCCGUGACACCCUGCAGCAGUGGAUUGAUACGUGUAAGGAGGACAUUUGCCAUGGUGUUGGCAGCCUUCUGGUCUACAUCAAGAGCCUGAAGGGGCUGGCAGCCAUCAGAGAUGCUGUGUGGGACCUCCUGUCCACCGACUCAAUCAGUCAGCACUGGAACACUGUGUGCCAGCGGCUGCUGGAGCGCCCCCUGGCUGUCUGGGAUAACUUUCUCCAGCAGCUCUUUCUUCAGCGCCUGCAGGCCAUUACCAAAGAAGAAACUGAGGCCAUCUCGGCGUGUUCUGUCCAGCUCCUCACCUCCGCUGUGAGGGAUCUGGAGGGCCAGACCAUCCACACUUCUGCAGGUACCAAUCCCGGAUCUGGCAGCAGGGCCCAGUACGAGGUAGAUGUGGCCUCCUUCCUGUGGUCAGAGUCUCCAGGGGACCUGCUGAGUGAUGCAGGUUGGGUCAGCGUCAGCCAGCAGGGGCAGCAGCAGCAGAGGAGUGGCCUGGCCAUGAAGACCCAGGCACUGACACCUUGUGUUCAGAGCUUCUGCUCUUCCAUGGACGCAAAGCUGAAGGCCAGGCUGGAUGACCUCCAGCACUACCUUCCCUCCCAGAAUACAGGGUCUGACUCAUUCUCAGUCACAGCCUCCUCCUCCUCUGGACCUGCAGAGGCCUCGUCAGCAUCCUCAUUCAACCGCUUCAUGGAUUCACCAGCAGUGGAGGAGGCUUUACGUGAAGGCUCCCUGGCCUGUGUUCGCCACAUCCUGUCCUCCAUCCACUCUGAACUGGCCGCAGCCUCACCUCACCCCAGCCCUAGCUGCCUCAGCUCGGUCCUUUUCAUGGCCAGGCUGUGCCAGUCCAUGGGCGAACUCUGCCCUAACCUGAAGCAUUGCAUCCUAGGAAAAAACAGGGGCGCCAUGGCCAAGGGGACCCCCAGGCAGGGCAAGAAACUGGGCAAAGCCAGGGCCACCACAGAGGUCAGCCCCGCCCAGGCCAAGUGGGAAGGUUUGAAGGAGGAGCUUCUCAACUGCAGCAUGGAUGCCUACCGCAUCUGGAGCUCCGCCCUCUCCAAAGUGUUGCUGGAUAAGUUUGGCACAGUGCUGCAUGCAGAGUCUGCUGGUGCCAUCCUAACAACAGCCACAAACUGGGAGGACCUGGAGAUCCAAGAAGAGGCAGAGUCGGGGAGCAGCAUCACGUCCAAAAUCCGUCUUCCAGUGCAGCCAUCUUGGUUUGUUCAGUCGCUGCUUUUCCAGCUGUGCGUGGAGGUGAACAGGGUGGGGGGUCACGCCCUGCCCCGGCCCACCCUGCAGGAGCUUCUGCAGUCCUGUCUGGCUGAGGCCCUGCACCAUUACCAGAGCCUCUCGCAGAAGGCCCGCGCCAAGGAGGGCGUCUUCCCCAUGACUCAGAACAGAGCCUUGCAGCUGUUAUUUGACCUCCGUUACCUCAACACCACACUGGGCAGCAGACUAGAGGAGGGCAAGAGCUCCCGAUACCAUCAAGACAUCAGAUUCCCCGAGGUCUGUGAUUGGCUGGAGAGGUUCAUCGACCCCUUUGAUCUGGAUGUGUUCACGCCUCCGCUGAACACCAACCUCAACCGCCUGUCCCAGAGGACUUCGGUGCUGCUGGGACUGCUGACGGGCUCAGAGAAGCAGUUUACCUCACGGAGCAGCAGCGUCAACUCCCAGGAGCCUUACAACAUCCUGCCACUGGCCAGCAGCCAGAUCAGGUUCGGACUGCUGCCUCUCAGCAUGUCCAAUGUGCGUAAAUCCAAGUUGGCCUCGAGGAGCUCUGAUGCGCCGCACCAGCUGGCUCCUCCGUCCUCCACAGCCAACAGUGAGGACAACUUCCAGCCAGGCAGCCUCUUCAGACAGCUCGCUGAUCAGGAUGAGGGCACAGCAGCUCCUUCUUUAUUUAAACUCAGCUGGCUGUCGGCCAUGGCCAAAUAACCCUUUAUCGCUCAACACUUUUUAUUUGCCUUAGCAAAAAGUUUGUAAAAAUAAAUAUGUAUAAUAAAUCAAAUUUUUGUCUUUU
Messenger RNA from Scophthalmus maximus (turbot), 3130 nucleotides. It is a transcript of the gene cog1, whose product is annotated as component of oligomeric golgi complex 1. The transcript has 15 exons. The coding region runs from base 76 to 3045 and encodes 989 amino acids. The record is from RefSeq and is a predicted model, not a curated record. Gene Ontology annotation, biological process: intra-Golgi vesicle-mediated transport. Gene Ontology annotation, cellular component: Golgi apparatus; COG complex. Lineage: Eukaryota; Metazoa; Chordata; Actinopteri; Pleuronectiformes; Scophthalmidae.